GGGUCUCUGCUUGAUGGCGCAGGUGAACAUAAGAAGUGCGGCGGAGCUCCGAGGGCCGCUGCCAUGUCUUCCGGCUGCCCCCCCCAGUCGCCGGCUGUAGAAAAGACGGAGGUAGCGGUGGAGGGAGAAUGCCCUCUGCUGGCUGCGACCUUCGCCUACUGGGACAACAUCCUGGGCCCCCGGGUUCACCACAUCUGGGCUCCCAAGGGCGAUCAGCUGAUGUACCUCAGUGACGGAGAGGUGACCUUCCUGGCCAACCACACGCUGAACGGAGAGAUCCUCCGCAGCGCAGAGUGCGGCGCCGUGGACGUGAAGUUCUUCGUGCUUGCAGAGAAGGGCGUCAUCAUCGUGUCCCUGAUCUUCGACGGCGAGCUGAAGGGGGAUAAGAACACAUGUGCCCUGUCUGUCAUCCUGCCUCAGACGGAGCUGGCCUUCUACCUGCCUCUGCACGCCGUCUGCGUGGAGCGGCUGAAGCACGUCAUCAGGAAGGGUCGGAUCUGGAUGCAGAAGGGCUACAACAUCAUCUCAGUGCUGAGCCUGGAGAUCGCUCCCAUCAUGGAGCUGCUGGCGUCCAUGAAGUCGCACAGCGUUCCUGAGGACAUAGAUAUAAAAGACACCCUGCUAAAUGAUGAUGACAUCGGGGACAGCUGCCAUGAGGGUUUCCUCCACAAAGCCAUCAGCUCUCAUCUACAGACCUGUGGCUGUUCGAUCGUGGUAGGAAGCAACCCGGAGAAAGUAAACAAGAUUGUCCGGACGCUCUGCCUCUUCCUCACCCCAGCUGAGAGGAAAUGUUCUCGCCUCUGCAGGGCCAACUCCUCCUUCAAAUACGACACGGGUCUGUUUGUCCAGGGUCUCCUGAAGGACUCCACAGGCAGCUUCGUCCUGCCGUUUCGCCAGGUGCUCUACUCUCCGUACCCGACCACACACAUCGACGUGGACAUCAACACCGUCAAGCAGAUGCCUCCGUGUCACGAGCACACGUUCAACCAGAGGCGCUACAUGCGCUCCGAGCUGAAUGCGCUCUGGAAAACGGACAGCGAGGAGGACAUUCCACCGGAAACUGUGAUCCACACGGACGAGACCUUCACCCCUGACCUAAAUAUCUUCCAAGAUGUCAUGCAUAACGACACGUUGGUCAAAUCUUUUAUCGAGGAGGUGUUCAUGCUGAAGCCCGGUCUCUCCCUGAGGAGCACCUACCUGGCCCAGUUCCUGCUGCUGCUCCACAGGAAGGCCCUCACGCUGCUCAAGUACAUCGAGGACGAAACGCAGAAAGGGAAGAAGCCGUUCCGAUCCCUUCGGAAUCUGAAGACGGACCUGGAUCUAAAGCUGGAGGGAGACCUGAACAUCAUCAUGGCGCUGGCAGAGAAGCUGAGGGCGGGGCUUCACUCCUUCGUGUUCGGGAAGCCGUUCUACACCAGCGUUCAGGAGCGAGAUGCUCUCAUGAGCUUUUAACUCGUUUAAAGUGUUCUCCUGUUCCAGACCUGAUCUCUGUGUCGGAUCACAGGAAGAACUCAUCCUCACUGAUUCACUGAGUUAGUAAAGUUACCUUUAUGCUUAAAAAAAAAGACUGAUUUGUUUUAUUCCCGAACCUUUUCUGUGUCUGAAACAACCAGUUACGUUUUAAUCGUUAUGUUUUAAUCACCAAUUUUUUUUAUUUUGAUAUG
Molecule: messenger RNA, 1664 nt
Organism: Cyprinodon variegatus (sheepshead minnow)
Lineage: Eukaryota; Metazoa; Chordata; Actinopteri; Cyprinodontiformes; Cyprinodontidae
Gene: c9orf72
Product: chromosome unknown open reading frame, human C9orf72
Exons: 9
Coding region: 64-1452 (462 amino acids)
Biological process (GO): endocytosis; autophagy
Cellular component (GO): endosome; autophagosome
Molecular function (GO): guanyl-nucleotide exchange factor activity
Source: RefSeq, a predicted model, not a curated record